Sciurus carolinensis (gray squirrel) is the source of this 3051-nucleotide messenger RNA. It is a transcript of the gene Slc17a9, whose product is annotated as solute carrier family 17 member 9. Gene Ontology annotation, biological process: transmembrane transport. The transcript has 13 exons. Lineage: Eukaryota; Metazoa; Chordata; Mammalia; Rodentia; Sciuridae. Gene Ontology annotation, cellular component: membrane. The record is from RefSeq and is a predicted model, not a curated record. Gene Ontology annotation, molecular function: transmembrane transporter activity. The coding region runs from base 855 to 2222 and encodes 455 amino acids.
CAGAAGGAAGUAGUGGUGUGGACAGGAGUUUUGCAGGGGACCCCACCGCCUGGCCUCUGAGCAGUGCAAGCUGCAGGGAGCAUGUUCUGGGGUCUCCCGUGCAGAACCCCCAGCACUGGGCAGGGGUAGCUGCUCCUUAGCUCCUGAGUAGUUUCAUCUGGUACCUGCGGAGCUGGGACCUGGAGAGCAAGAGCAGGCCAAGAGCAGGGACUGCAGGUUGUACUUGCUGCGGGCUGCAGGCAGGGCUGGUGUUCUACAGGCUGUGGCCCUGAGGUCCCCUGGCCUAGAGUUGGCAGCGCGCGUGGGGGACUGCCACUGGUGUCCCACCGGAGGCCUCAGUGCUAAUGCCAGGAAGGAAAGGUUUCCCGGAGGCGGGAAUUGGGGGGCAGCUGCCCCUGUGUUCUUCUCAGCCCCUCUUCCUCAAAGCUCAGUACCCCCGUUGUGUGGGCUGCCAUCCUGACCCCAGCUGGUCUCUCUGCAGGCUGGCUGCAGGCCCUGUAGUGUAGCCUCCUGUCUGGGCACCUCCUUCCCUUUUGCUGCCCCCUUGCGCUGGCCAACCCAGGACACCCCAGGUCACCCGGCAGGGGAUGGAAUUUGGCCCGGUCCGGAUGACAGUCCACUCUGCCAAGAGGCCUUCCUUUACCACCAUGAGAAACUGAGUGAUUUUAUUUUGAACAACCCAAACUUACAAAGAAGAUGCCAAAUUCAAUACAAAGACCUCAAGACUCUGCUGCCCACUAGACCUGGUGAUCAAGAGCUCAGUUUGGCUUCGUGUCCCGCCACCGGCCUGUUCGUUAUCAGAGCCUGCAGCAUGGAGUCACAGCUGGCCACCUUCCUGCUACUCACAUUGCUGAAUGACUGUCACAGCUCCAGGACAGCACAAUGGCCAUGCCUGCCUGGGAGCUGGGAGCUGGAAGCUGGGUGGGCCCUGCACAGGACUGAGCUCGUCCAGCUUCCUCAUCCCUUCCAGGCCUGAAUGCCAGGUGUGGACAGGGACACUCCUGCUGGGUACCUGCCUGCUGUACUGCACCCGCGUCACCAUGCCUGUCUGCACCGUCGCCAUGAGCCAGGACUUUGGCUGGAACAAGAAGGAAGCUGGCAUUGUGCUUAGCAGUUUCUUCUGGGGCUAUUGCCUGACACAGGUCAUGGGUGGCCACCUUGGGGACCGCAUCGGGGGUGAGAAGGUCAUCCUGCUAUCUGCUUCCACUUGGGGCUCCAUCACCAUGGCCACCCCACUGCUCGCCCACCUUGGCAGUGCCCACCUGGUCUCCAUGGUCUUCUCUCGUGUCCUCAUGGGUCUGCUCCAAGGUGUUUACUUCCCUGCCCUGACCAGCCUGCUGUCCCAGAGAGUUCGAGAGAGCCAGAGGGCCUUCACCUACAGCACUGUGGGGGCCGGCUCCCAGUUCGGGAUGCUGGUGACGGGGGCUGUGGGCUCCCUGCUCCUGGACUGGUGUGGCUGGCAGAGCGUCUUCUAUUUCUCGGGCGGCCUCACUCUGCUCUGGGUGUGUUAUGUGUACAGGUACCUGCUGAGUGAGAAAGACCUCGUCCUGGCCCUGGGUGUCCUGGCACAAGGCAUGUCCAUGACCAGGCCCUCCAAAGUGCCCUGGAGACUGCUCUUCCGGAAGCCUUCUGUCUGGGCCGUCAUCUGCUCCCAGCUGUCCUCAGCAUGCUCCUUCUUCAUCCUCCUCUCCUGGCUGCCCACCUUCUUCAAAGAGACUUUCCCCCAUUCCAAGGGCUGGAUCUUCAAUGUGGUGCCCUGGUUGGUGGCGAUUCCUGCCAGUCUGUUCAGUGGGUUUCUCUCUGACCACCUCAUCAGUCAGGGUUGCACGACCAUCCUGGUGCGCAAGUUGAUGCAGGUGAUGGGCCUUGGCCUAUCCAGCGUUUUCGCAUUGUGUCUGGGCCAUACCUCGAGCUUUCUUAAGGCUGUGGUCUUCGCAUCUGCCUCCAUUGGCCUCCAGACCUUCAACCACAGUGGCAUUGCCGUUAACAUCCAGGACCUGGCCCCAACCUGUGCUGGAUUUCUGUUUGGUGUGGCCAACACUGCAGGGGCCUUGGCAGGUGUGGUGGGCGUGUGUCUGGGCGGCUAUCUGAUCGAGGCCACAGGCUCCUGGACUUGCGUGUUCAACCUGGUAGCUGUCAUCAGCAACUUGGGGCUGGGCACCUUCCUGGUGUUCGGACAGGCCCAGAGGGUGGACCUGAGCCCCGCCCGUGAGGACCUCUAGCUCCCUGACUCUCCAGUCCCACCUGGAUCCUAGUGCCAGCAGUUUUCAGGGACAAAGGUUCCAUCUAGGACUCAGUGAGUCUCAACCUCAGUGGUGUGAGCAGAGGAGGAAGACCACAGCAGAGCACUCUGGAGGCAGAUGAGCUGGAGAGGGGCCUAGGGCACCAUGUGGGCCCGGUCAGAACUGGACUCACCUCUCUGAGCCUCAGUUUCCCUGCCUGCCAGUGGGCAUGACCCUGCCUUCCUCACAGGGUUGGUGUGAUCACCACCUGCAGUUGGCUUGUUUUGGGGAUACGGCUCUUCUGGUGGGAGCCCUGGUGCUGGGCUGGAGGUACACCACCCCAGUCCCCUGGCCUCAUUUCCGACAGCCGCUUUCUGGUGGAGCUGUGAACAGUAGGAUGUGGAGGAGGUCCUGCUCCAUGCCAGAGCUCCCUCCUACCUCCUUCCCUCCAGUCAGGACAACCAGCAGUGCUGCAGAGUGCCCCAUGUCCUGGGACCCCGCCCCCCAUGUUCCUGCUUCUCCCAGCAGCCAGGCCACCAUCCCAGGUGGCUGGGUGGGCAGUGGACCAGAGAGGCCCUGCCCACCUCUGAGAGCCCCCAGGGCCCCAGUUCCCUGAUCCUGUGGAUUUUGGCAGGACCCAUGUGUCCUGCAUAGGCACCCGCAGGCCCUUGGGCUCUGCAGGGACACCUGCCUUGCCUUCCUACCUCCCUGUCUGUAUGAGGAGCUGGUGUUCUCAUGAAUCAGAGUGAAUUCUGGAAGAUGUGCGGAGAAGAGAAGCUAUAGAAAUGUGCAAAACAACACCCAGCCUUAUUUAAAUGACUUAAACUAU